Molecule: messenger RNA, 1944 nt
Organism: Coccidioides posadasii C735 delta SOWgp
Lineage: Eukaryota; Fungi; Ascomycota; Eurotiomycetes; Onygenales; Onygenaceae
Biological process (GO): transmembrane transport; basic amino acid transport
Cellular component (GO): fungal-type vacuole membrane
Molecular function (GO): basic amino acid transmembrane transporter activity
Source: RefSeq, a predicted model, not a curated record
AUGAGGGUAGAGACUGUGGCCGAUAAUGGUUGGAACUCGGCGGCCUCUGAGACUACUCCGCUGCUUAUCUCCCAGGAAGAUGGACGCCAGGAUCACGCCGUCUUGAGCGGAUCAGUGGCUAAGGCCAACGGCGACCCUGGCACAGAUGAGGAGGAAUUGAAAGCAAAUGAGGUUGAUGCAGCUAGAGCUGCUCAAUUUGAGGGCCUACCUGAUGCACAAACAAAAUUGAAAUACAUUAUCCCAAGCAUAUCGAUCGGUGUAUUUCUUUCUGCUGCGGACCAGACAAUUAUUGUCGCAAGUUAUGGCAAGAUUGGAAGCGAUCUAAAUGCCCUCAACCUUACUAAUUGGGUUGCUACGUCCUACUUCUUAUCCCUGACUUCGUUUCAGCCGCUCUAUGGACGCCUCAGUGAUAUUUUUGGGCGUAAAGCGUGUCUGCUAUUUAGCUACACUGUAUUCGGGCUCGGGUGUGUUUUUUGCGGUCUAGCCCGAGAUAUUAAGGAAUUGAUUGCUGCCAGAAUCUUUCAGGGUAUUGGAGGCGGAGGAAUGACCACGGUAGUAAGCAUACUUUUAAGUGACAUUGUCCCUCUUCGAGACCGCGGCGUUUGGCAGGGAAUCAUUAAUAUCAUCUAUGCGACCGGGUCCGGGUUGGGUGCACCACUAGGGGGAUUCUUAGCUGAUUCUAUCGGUUGGCGCUGGGCCUUUCUUGCUCAGGGUCCAAUCUGUCUUGUGGCUUUUAUUGCGGUUGCAUUCCUGUUACAUUUACCAGCAAUCGACGAGUCACAUUGGCGAGAAAAGUUAAAACGCGUUGACUUCCUAGGAGCGACAACCCUUGUCUUUGCUGUUUUCGGUUUCCUACUUGGAUUGGAUCGGGGUACCAAUAUUGCAUGGAAUCUUCCUAUAACGAUUGUAUCGUUGACCGUAUCAAUUGCUCUAUUUGCAUUGUUUUUCUGCAUUGAGAUGUGGAUCGCUUCCGAUCCGUUUGCGCCCGGUCAUAUCAUCUUCGAGCGAAGCUUACUUGCUUGUUACUUUGCCAAUUUCUUUAGUUUUGGCUCCUGGCUUGCUGGUAUCUUUUACCUCCCAUUGUUUUUUCAAGCACGUGAAGGUGUUUCUGCCACAGGGGCUGGUCUUAGGCUCCUGCCUUCAAUAAUAGCGGGGGUAAGUGGUUCUCUAGUCGGUGGCUUUAUCAUGAGAAAAACCGGCAGAUAUUUUUGGGUGACAGUUUGGUCGUAUGCCCUGCUCACUGCCGGUCUGCUUGUGAUUUACUUGUUCUCAGGUGCAAUUUUGGACAGCACCAUUGCCAUUAUGAUCGGAAUGGUGAUGUGUGGAUUGGGAAAUGGAGUGGGAGUAACAACAACUUUGAUUGCUUUACUCGCGAACGCAUCCCCAGAGGAUCAAGCUGUUGCUACUGCAUGCUCAUACCUAUUCCGGUCACUGGGCUCUGUAAUUGGAGUUUCCCUUUCCUCUGGUAUUGUCCAGCAAACACUUCGUUCUAGUCUACGCUCAGCUCUCCGGGAUAGCAAGGAUAUCGACAAAAUUGUCAACGGUGUUAGAGAGAGCCUUGAUUAUCUAAAGGCCCUUGACCCUCCUAUUAGGCAGAUCGUGCGGGAAUGUUAUGGCCAUGCUACUAAUAGUAGCUUUGGUUUCAUGGCUGCGGUGGCUUUUUUUUCACUUUUGAGCUCUGCUUUUAUACGCGAGCAGAAGCUUAGCGGCUGAGGGAGAUGGAUCGGAUGAACGAUACUUCGACAAUCUCGAGUCGACGAAAACGGUAUCGUGCCUCAAAUCGGCAGGAUGUUUUGUCCCUUUUCUUCAUAAAUAUGGGGGACUAACCAUUGACUAAAGUCCACGCCUAGAACCUUUACGGUUAUGAGAUUCUUACCGGGAGGUACAUCAAUUCCCUAGAGAGAUAGCUCAGUUCAUAACCUUUCCAAAAUGGAAUACCAUCCU